AUGUCCCAUACAAUAUUAAACGGAUCGAGAUCCAAUUACUCUUUGAUCGAUUUGGAGGGUGAGAAAAUUAGUGACGUCUGUCGAUACUGUGAUGACACAACUUCCCCAAAAUCAACUUGGUAUGUUUCAUCUAACCGUCUCACUGUAAGUGAUUACAAGAUACUCAUGGACAACGGAUGGCGUAGACAUGGAAAUCAGUACUACAAAACAUUGGGGCAUAAGACUUGCUGUCCACCAUACACCAUCCGCUGUGAUGCUGAAAAUUUCCGAAUCUCAAAGGCUCAAAAGAAAGCGCUUAGUAUAGUCUCCACCUUCUUGAAACGCGGCGAAAAGCCAACUGAAGCCACAGACGAAAGAAACGCAUCAAUUAUGUCAGUUAUAAGUCAAUCUGAUAAUUCCUACGAAUUUAAGCCGUGUGCAUAUUCUUCGAAAAGUGGUCAUAUAACAGAUGACCCUUCUCAACACGAGAAGCCACUUAUCUCCUGUUCCUCGGAAGAUUCAGGAAUCUAUUUAGACGAGCAUGGCAGCAAAGUUAUUGGAAGAUCGGGUUCUUCAAAGAGGAAACGAUGGCAGGCCCUAAAAGAACAUAUGGUAAGGAAGGCAGAAAAGCUUGGUGUUCCGUAUGAGGAAAUUAUGCAACAAUAUCUGGAAAGACGAAGGCGACGCCUGGCAAAGAAUAAGCCUAAGGAGAUUGAAGAAUACCUGGAACAGGAGAUACCCAACCAGAACUUUGCCCACACAUUGGAUAUUAGACUCUGUCGUUGUGCACCUCAGUCCGAGGAAUUCAAAGCCACCUAUGAGCAGGAAUAUGAUAUCUAUUACAAGUAUCAAGUUAUCGUUCACAAAGCAAAUCCAUCCGAGGCUAAACGCGAAGAUUUCAAUGAAUUUCUAGUAGAUUCCUCCCUUGUGAAUGACCACGAUGAGAAAGCCCAGACAGCUGGGGCACCCCAAUUCGGUUCCUAUCAUCAACAGUACUGGUUGGAUGGAAAACAGUUGAUUGCAGUAGGUGUUAUUGAUAUCGUUCCCGGGUGUUUGUCCUCAGUUUACUUCUUUUACGAUCCCGAAUACUCCUUCCUUCAUCUUGGAACUUAUUCAGCUCUCCGGGAAAUCGCCUAUAUAAGGCAUCUUAAUCGAACCUACGGUUCUUCGGUCCCAGCCUUAUCUACUUUUACCCAAUAUUACUUGGGAUAUUAUAUUCAUUCCACUCCAAAAAUGCGAUACAAGAAAGCAUUCUCCCCUUCAUAUCUUGCUUGCCCUGAAACUUCCAACUGGGUCCCAAUAGAGAAAUGCGGGCGGCUUCUUGAUAAAACCAAGUACACUCGACUGGCUGACUGCAAUGAAAAGCGACUUCUAUCAUCAGUGUCAGAAGAUGAACCAAGGCUCCAACUAUCUUUCUCAAACGAUUUGGCUAACAAAUUGCAUGAUAUAAAUUUCACGGUUGAGGGCGAUGCAAUUAGAGUGAAUCUGGAAGAUGCUGAAAGCCUACUUUCACAGAAAGAGCUUGACUUAGUCCGGGAAUGGUUUACUUUGGUCCCUGAUUAUGGUACAAUGUAUAUUAACUGCAAGAAUUAA
Molecule: messenger RNA, 1572 nt
Organism: Rodentolepis nana
Lineage: Eukaryota; Metazoa; Platyhelminthes; Cestoda; Cyclophyllidea; Hymenolepididae
Source: the annotation of a GenBank genome assembly